Molecule: messenger RNA, 2236 nt
Organism: Amphiprion ocellaris (clown anemonefish)
Lineage: Eukaryota; Metazoa; Chordata; Actinopteri; Pomacentridae
Product: kelch-like protein 23
Exons: 3
Coding region: 46-1731 (561 amino acids)
Molecular function (GO): protein binding
Source: RefSeq, a predicted model, not a curated record
UGUUGGAAACCAGAGCGAGGCCCUGAGGUGCUGGUUUAUUGUGACAUGGCCUGCAGAGCCGACACUGAGCUGCAACCUCCCAGCUUUGAACCGCCUCUGCUGUCUGAACAAAUAAACCAAACCGAGGAGGAACAACUGGCUGUGGAGCCUGACGUGAUCCCUGAUGUUACUCUGAAGGUGGAAGGAGAGAGUUUUUACGUGAACCGAGGACGACUGGCUCUCCAGAGCCCCUACUUCAGAGCUCUGUUCUUCGGCUGUGGCGUGGAGAGCAGCAGGAGGAGGAUUGAGAUCAAAGGUGUGAACGUGGAACAUUUCAGGAUUUUGAUGGAACACAGCAGAACGUGUAACCUCGCUUUAGACAGAAAUAAUGUUCUGGAGAUCCUCCGGACGGCAGAUUAUUUGCAGCUGGAGGGAGCCAGGCUGCUCUGCUCUAAGUUCCUGGAGCGUGAGCUGCACCUCAGCAACUGUGUGGGAAUGAUGGCCUUCGCCUGGCAGCUGGGAUGUUCUCAGCUCUACACUGCAGCCAGACAGGUGGUGCUCACUCACUUCUCUGCCGUCUACACCCAGGAGGAUUUUCUGUCUCUAUCCAAGGAGUCGAUAGCAGAUCUGCUCGCCAGUGAUGACCUGACCAUCAUGAAAGACGACCUGGCCCUGGAGGCCGUCCUGCGCUGGGUGGCGUUUGACCCCAAACGAGAGGAACACUUCCUGGAGCUCAUCGAGCUGGUGAGGCCCGAGUCUCUGUCCUUACCGUUUCUCACCGAACUUCUGACCAGGAUGAAAAGUUCCGACCACAGAGCCCAACUCAUCUGCAAGCUGAACCAAUACUUCCCUGCGUCCUGGUCAAUGGGCAGGUCGGUGAGGAGGACCAGGGCCGGGGAGACUCUGUUCGUCCUCGGCGGGCCUCACGAUCAGGAGCAACAGCCGCUGUACCGUUUUCACCCGCUCAGUGGACGAUGGCAGAAGUGUUCACCUCUGCAGAGGAAGAACCUCACUCAGUACUCUGUAGCUGCAGCAGGUGACAGUGUGGUUGUGACGGGCGGCUACUUCCGGGACGUGCUGUGGUUCAGCGUGGACUGGGUCCGGAUCUAUGAAGUCGGGAACCAGCGCUGGGUGGACGGUCCGGCCCUGCAGAAGUCCAGACACAGUCACUGCUCCGUGGGGCUGGACUCCACGCUGUACGUCCUGGGAGGCAGCAUGGACGAAGGCCUGGUGGCCGACGUGGAGAGGCUGGUGCUGGGGUCCGAGGGGGGCUGGGAGGCGGUGAGGCCCCUGGUCCGGGCCGUGGAGAGGGCUGCCUCUGCUGCUCUGGACUCCUGCAUCUACGUAGCCUGUGGCCUGGAUGAAAACGGGGAAGUUUACGCAGGAAUCCAGAGGUACGUGGUGAAGGAGGACCAGUGGGACGUGGUGUCCUACUCCCCAUUUCCACGAUAUGACCUGGUCGCCACUGAGCUGAACGGCGCCCUCUACCUGUUCGGAGGUCAGGCGCUGCGGUUGGACGUGGAGACGGACGAGUGGACGGAGCUGGAUGAAGAUUGUCUGAACAGUAAGUUCUUCUGCGGCUGCUCCACCGUCGCCGGGCAGAUUUACCUGCUCAGUGAGAGGAAGAGCAACAAAGCUUCUCCCAACAUGGUGCUGCUGGACUCCUACAUAGACACCUGCAUCCAGGUGGACGAUAACAUUCCCUGUCCUGUUCCCCUCAGAGGCUGUGUCACCGUCAGGAUGGUCACAUGAUGGAGGGUCAUGUGAGGAUAAUAAUUGGAGUUUUGUGCAUUCGAGGUGUUUUUCUUUCCUUUAACUUCCUCUCUGGUUGUUGAUUUCACCCCUAAAAACUUCCAUCUGUGUAGUAAAGCUGUUCAGAAGGUUUUCUUUUCAUGACAAUAAUCUCUUCCUGCCUUAAAAUGGUAACUCUGUACCGUUGCUUCCUCCAGAUCUUUGAAUCUGUCUGUGCUCGUUGCAGCUCAUCACCGUUUCUGUUUAAACACUGUAAAACUACACAGAAAAAAAAAUCUGGAGAAAUAAAAUGCACUAAGUCUGCCAGAACAAAUAAUAAAAAUUACGAACACUGGAUUACUGUUACGUUCAAAAAACUGUAAAAAUUGUGAAAUUAACCAUAAAUAUCUGUGAAAUAAUUGUAUUUUUUUUGCUGAUUUAAACACAGCAAAUGGGGUCAUUUUAUGGUCACACAUUGUAAAAGAGUAAAUUAUUAUUUGUAAAAAUACAUUUUUUUUGAUGUGGA